CUAUCCGGCCCAUCUCACCGUUAGUCUCGCAACCUAAUCUGCACUGCAGUCUGCGCAACCACCGAAGUCCACACGACCGCUUUUCCGCCUCUUUCCCCCCAUUGCCACAUCAUCCCUUUGGCUCGCCAUCUCCGGUUUCGUUUUAAACCCCAGCUGCCCACGAUCACCUGGAACCGUCUUCCUCUUUUCCUUUCUUCCAUUUUCCCAAGUUCAUAAUAUCUACAACACCAUCUCUUGACCAUAUCAUCCCAGACCCUGGUCCCUUUGAACGCUAUCACGACCACACCCCCGUGCCGAUACAUCCACUACCGGCUACCGUGAUACCAUCCGUCCCUGUAACACUCCCCGGCAUCGCCCCAAGCAGGCUACGGCUCCAACACUUUCGUCAUCGCCGCUACCACUACCGGACGCCAACACCGGCACGGACACAUCUCGCGAUCCAGUCAUCACAUCAUCUUCCCACCUCCGUCAUUCAAAAUGCGUCCCAUCAGCCGCUCCAACAGCAUCUCCUCCAUCUCCUCGCAAUCCUCAACAUCAUCACUCCCGGACGACUCGAUACAGAUCUUCGUGAAGAACCUAGCCGGAAACACCUUCCCCAUCACCCUCCCCUCCACCACCACCAUCUCCCACCUUACCACCCUCCUCUCCCUCCGCACCAACACCACCCACCUCACCACGGCCCCUCGCCUCGUCUUCGCCGGCCGACACCUCGCUAAUCCCACCGCCACCCUCCACGACUACCACAUCCGCACUGACGCCACCCUGCACCUCGCUCUCCCGCUUCUCGGUGGCAUGGCUGCGAAGAAGGGGCCCGUCUGCGCCUACAAGGCCGGGAAAGACGGCGCCUGCCGCACCGUUGCGCAGCGGAUCGUCGGGGACUGCGGGUUCUGUAAGGGGAGCUUCUGUAGUAAGCAUCGGCAGUUGGAGAGUCAUAGUUGUCCCGGGUUGGAGGAUUGCAAGAAGGAGAGUCAUGAGCGGAAUGGGGAUAAGUUGAUGAGUGAGAGAACGGUGGCGAUUAAGGGGGUGUAAUCUCUAGGUGGGCGGUCGGCACUGGGAUAGGAAGAAAGGGACCACGAGCGAUGGGACACGGCGGUCUCUGGUCAAGUUGUGGCCAUGAUUAUUUAUGGGUUUGGCUUUGGGCAACUUUGAUGGUUAGCAGGCGCUCCUGGCGUUGCGAUAUGCGACUGUGUUCAGGGUCCGAUCUCGGUUGUAUUUUAAGCCUUUGGAUCAGCGG
This is a messenger RNA of Eremomyces bilateralis CBS 781.70, 1234 nucleotides long. RefSeq lists its product as uncharacterized. The transcript is spliced from 2 exons. Gene Ontology annotation, molecular function: protein binding; zinc ion binding. NCBI's taxonomy places the organism in Eukaryota, Fungi, Ascomycota, Dothideomycetes, Eremomycetales, Eremomycetaceae. The record is from RefSeq and is a predicted model, not a curated record. Bases 478 to 1029 code for a protein of 183 amino acids.